AUGAGCGAAGAAUUAACUCUAAUGAAAAUUAAGCAGAAAAUAUUUUGGGCAGAUUAUUAUAAAGAAAGACAUAAAUUCAAGAAUUUCAAUUUUCGUAAACAUGGAGUUACUAUUAAUAAUGAUUUUUUGAGUGCCUUAGCAAAUAAUGAAUUUUUGACAGCUCAACAUCUUAUUUAUUUCUAAAAAAUGUUUUCAUUUUAUUAUGGAGAAUUUUUAGUAUAUAUUUUAUUGACUAUAAUAGGUACUUUCAUUAGAUUGUCAUGUGUUUCCAGAAUUUAUUCCAGAUAUUACAAAUUUUAUACUUCCAAAUAUGAUAGCUACUUAAUUUAAUUAGAAAUCUACUCUAUAAUCUUAAAAUUCAUUUUCAAACUUUGAAUAAUGUUAGUAAUAAGAAGAAUAAUAAAAUCAAUAGACUUAAAAUCAAAAUAGUUCAAUAUUCUAUAAGACUUUAAAUCUCAUUAAAUCCUUAAAUCCAUUAAAGUUCUUUGGAAAAUAAUUACCUAAAUAAGAAGAAAUUGAUUUUUAAGAGAAUUAUUCAAAUUCAUUCAUUACAAAUUAAUAGAAUAUAGAUACUUAAUAAAAUUAAUAAAUAUUAUAAAAAUUCAAUUUUUAAGUGAAGAACAUUACUUAUUUAAAAAAAGAUCCAUAAAAAUCUUCUUAAAUAAUUGCAAAAAGUGAAAUGAAAAUUAAUAAUGUAAUAUUUCUUGAAAAUGAGAAAGGAAAAUAUCAAUUUAAAAAAUUGAAUAUAUAAUUAGAAAAUUUAAAAAACAGAUACAAAUUUUCAACUCUUAAUUAAUCUAACUUUUUCAGUCUAUUUAAAUAUACUUAUAUUCCUAUUAAUUUAUAAAAUAAUCAUUGGCUUUGUGCUAUUGUUGAAUUUAAGGAAAAUAAGAUUUAAUAUUUAGAUUCUAAUUUUGCAAUAUCAAAUAAUGUUGUUGAAGGUUUAGAAAAAAUGCUAAAUUAUAAAGGAGAAUAAACAAAAUGGUAAAUCAUAUAUAAUAGUCCUAAAUAAGAAAACAGGUAUAAUAUUUAUAUCUUAUUAUAUUAGUUAUGAUUGUGGAAUAUUCUGUUUGAUGGCCUUAUAUUAACUUUAUAAAACAGGUAAAUUUAUCUAAACACAUUCAUAUAAUUAAUAAGAUAUUUAUAGUUUUAGAAAAUAAUUACUUUACUUAGCUAUAAUUGAGAGUCAAAGUGAUAUUAAUUAAAAAUUACUAAAUAUAAUUUUAGAUUUUAAACAUAAAAAUUGA
Molecule: messenger RNA, 1247 nt
Organism: Paramecium primaurelia
Lineage: Eukaryota; Ciliophora; Oligohymenophorea; Peniculida; Parameciidae
Source: the annotation of a GenBank genome assembly